Messenger RNA from Vespula pensylvanica (western yellowjacket), 3235 nucleotides. RefSeq lists its product as uncharacterized. The transcript is spliced from 4 exons. Bases 97 to 630 code for a protein of 177 amino acids. Lineage: Eukaryota; Metazoa; Arthropoda; Insecta; Hymenoptera; Vespidae. The record is from RefSeq and is a predicted model, not a curated record.
UCGUAGUCGUCGUCGCCGUCGUCGUCGUCGACGUGGAUAAUUUAGUAGGAGUCGUCGAACGAAGGGAUCUUUGACGAAAUAUUCCAGAAGGGCAAGAUGGCAGUACGUCCGGUCGCCGAAUUGCUCGUGCUCGCGCACGAUUCCACAGCGCUCUACGGGAAAGUCAAUCUCACCAAGUUCUUCGAGGGUCACUUGCGCAGCAACCAUCCCGCUUUACGAGAUCUCUCCUAUCUAUCGGAGGAGCACGACGGCGUGGAAGGGCCGAAAGACUUUCAAGAGCUCGAUCGGCGAAACAGAAAUUCAGAGCCUGAAUAUCCAAGUGUCUGCAAAACCAAGGAACAAUUAGUUCAGCUCAGAAAUACAAUUUACGACUAUCAACCGCCUGAGUAUUACGAAAUCUAUUGCAAGAACGACCAGUUUUUCGAUCGAGCGGAAGAACGAACGAGAGGAUCAUCCUCUACACAGAAAUGCGCUCAUCCCAAGUUUCAAUGCGUCCAAAGGACAAAGACCCUCUUCUUAUCCAGACGCCUCUGGGAGAGCAAUUGUUGGGAGCCUAUCACCAUAGAAAUCCCCAGUGGUUGCGAUUGCAUGUCGGUCCCUGCGCCCGACAUCGCCGCUCUUUAUCAAUGACGGGAAAUACUUGGCUCGUUAUCGAUCCUCAUACACGCGACUUAAAAUUGCGUAUUUGCGAACAAAUUUAAUGCAUAAUAUUACGUAUGACGUUACGGUAGGAUCGAUUGCAUCUGCACGUCGAAUAAAAUUUUUCCAGAUCGGAGUUGUCGCUUGUCGCUAAAGUUUAUUUCAAAAGUUCUCGCGAGAGAGGAAAAUAUAAGAUACGAUUCUCCUGCUACUUCCACGAAUUUGCUUUGUGCUUGGGUAAAAAGUGAAAUCCAUCGGGUACUUUUCCAAGCAACAUUUCUCUAGAAAAAGAGGUCAAGCGUGAUACGAUACAUCGUAGCGAUAUUAGCAAUCGACGUAUUACAUAUGCGUUUGUCGUUUAAACGAACUUACGAUAUUUUGACCCAAUCCGCGCAGUUUGAACUCGCCAUAAGCGUUUCCAUCUCGUCUCGACCUUUGUAAAACGGUGGCCUCUCGUUGAUUCUCUGCGGUGGUCUCUCCAAUAGCCCGACCGGCACGUAUCUAGAGAAAAUAAUACAAUUGUAAGUUUUUAAUCGUCAAGCCUUUGUUCCCCUUCCGUAGACUUUCGAGCAAGAUACUCGCCUGUGCAAGAAGGAAAUCCAUUCUAACAUGAAUCUCCUUGUCGUUUCGACGCCUCGCGUAUCGGAUCCCCAAUGCUCGAGACCAUAAUUAGCAUAUCUCUUCAAUAUAUCAAAUCUUUCCGUACUUCUUACGUCUAUUAACUUUUUUUCCUUCAUUUCGGUAAAAAUCCAAGGUUUUAUCAAUGCUCCUCUUCCUAUAGUCACUCCUUCUACGGAAGUGCACAGCUUGAGUGCUCUUUGAUAAUCGUCGAACGAAAGGACAUCUCCGUUUCCAAAUACAGGUAUGGGCUUUGCUGCCUGGGCACACUUUUCUAUAUAAUUCCAGUCUGCGAGUUUCGUGUACCUUUGUUCGCGAGAUCUUCCGUGAACCUGUUCGACAUGCAAGCGUUUCCGAUUAAAUUCGCGUACAAUUUUAAGAUCGACGAUUAAAUCAAUGAUUCGUCGUCCUCUUCGACUCGUAGUAAUAAAAAUUUAGCAAAACUACUCACGGUAAUCAUGGAUACGCCCCAAUCUCGAAACUUUGGCAUCAAAUUAUGCGCUAUAGGUUUGUCUAUGUAAACUCCUGUUCUGGUCUUUACGGACAAAGGUAUCUCCACGACUUGACUAACCGACUUUAUAACUGUUUCUAAUACGUUUAAUCUAUUGAGCAUACCGCUUCCGCCACCUUGUCUGUAAAUUAAAUCGAUAGGACACCCUAAGUUCAAAUCUAUGAAAUCUAUAUCAAUUUCUUCGUUCAAUAACUGAGCACAUCUCGUCAAUACUCCAGGAUUAUUACCACACAAUUGUAUGCCAAAAACGUCUUCGCUUUCGUGUCGUUUUACCAAAGCCCAUUCCUCGUGCGCUCCUUUCAGUAUUUUAGGAGCCAACGCCAUUUCUCCGCAAGUGAUAUCGGCGCCGUAACCUUUACAAAUCCUUCGAAAUGGAAGAUUACCCACGGUCGUCAAAGGACUCAACAUUAUUUUAUUCUUCCAAUCGAUCUUUUUCUUCUCCGACGUUCGAAUUUUAAUCAAAUCGUAGUCCUCCACGGGCCCGAUUCUCGGUUCUUUCCUUUCGUCGGACGUUUCGUUGGAAACGUUCUCCUCUUCGCCGAGGACCUCUUCCGAAGGUAAAUCUUUCUCCAUUUCUUCGUCGUCUUUCUUUACUUUCGAAUAUUUCAGUCGAGACGUUUCUUCUUUGUCGCUCGAAGUCUGACUUUUGGUAGACAUCUUCUUGGCGGAAGGAUUGUUUCCUUUAACGAUUGUCUCUGCCUUGGAAAAAUUAUAUUUAUGCUUUCUAAGCUUAUUUUGAAGAACUUUGGACAAUUGAUUUUGCGUAGACGAGGGUUUCUUUUUAAAUUCUUGUAACUUCUUCGCGUCUACUAUAUUGAAACCAUCUUCGGUCAGAUGUUUCGAACCCAUUCUACACGCGGCGCCUCUAGGGCAUCUACCCAUCAGAUCAAAGAGGUAACAAUCCUCGUUAAUGUCGCUCGGCUUUAUCUGUAAAUAUUCUUUUCGAUCGUGUAAGAACGAACAACGCUUAUUUUCACAUUUUUUCUCAAUCUCCCCUUCUGCCUGAUCCGCUAUCCAUGGGCACAAAUUCGAUUCGCGCAAUGUUUUGAACGGUGGCGGUCUAGCCUUGUUUUGACCCCUAAGUUUCUCUUUCUUAUCGUCCGACUUGAAUCUUUUCGGUGAAAAUUCGUCGGACGUUGUUUCCUCGUCAUUCGCGUUAAUACUUUCCUCCGCACUGCGCUUGUUCGUCCCAACGAGGCACUCUUCAUUUUGUAAUCUUAUUCUAUCUUCGAUUAUGAAUCUGCAACAAAUAAAUAUUGCUUUAAUAUUGCGAAAGACAAACGUAAAUGUUUACAAUUUAAGCCGAAAUGUUUAAUUUUUAAGCCGAUCCACGCAAAACAACGAACGAAUGUGCGAGACACGACUUGUGGUUAUUUGAGGUUAUAAUUCCAUCGUGCGUAAAAACAUAAUGAUACGACGACUUAUGUAACGAUUAUACGUAAUAAUAAAAAGAUUACUCUUCUUUAA